GGAACUGCGCCUUGUUUCUCUGUUUCGACGCCCUUUCCGACUUGCUCAACAUAUCAUACGAUAUCUCUAUGUCUCGAUAAAAAUCAGGCCGUAGCCGGCAACUGACUCGGAUAGUUGAUUUAUAUUGGAACUGGCCCGCAGCCGUUGCUCGCAAAAAAAAGUCCUCCCACACUACUAGUAUUCACUUGCAGCCAUCAGGAACUUCAUCUUCAAAUCUCGACGGACAAUGAAUGGAAUUCAAGAUCGCACGCGAGUCGUCAAAUUCAAUGAACCCGCUGUUUUGCCGCAAUGCAUUCAAACAUCUGAUGUUGGCGGGUUGAUCGGGCACAAAAUGGUCUGAAACGGGUGACGAAGCUGUCCCCAUCACUUCUCAUCGUUUUCAUAUUCUUACUUGUGUCGCUCUUUAUUCAUGAGGCACUCCCCACUCCUUACUCUCGCUUCUUUUGCUGCAGUCGCCGUCGCUUUUCCUUACCAGCUUCAAAGUGGCGCUCCAGGACUCGACGCUGCUGCAAAGCAAGGAUGUAUCUCUGCUUCCGAAAAUGGAGACGGCGCUCCCGUCGUGAUCCAUGACUGCAAUACCGAAGAUGUUUCCAAACAUACCUGGGCUCUCUCCCUCUUCACUAGGCAGAACGCUGGACCACAGCCGAUCAAACUCUUCAACACAGACAAGUGCUUGGACGUCAAGGAUGGUUCUGACGCCGACGGAACCAAACUCCAACUCUGGACCUGUGUCAACGGAAGUGCCAACCAGCAAUGGAUCUCUGUCAACGAUUUUACCUUCCAAUGGGCUAAUACCGACAAAUGUAUAGACCUCCCCGACGGAGAUAUUACCGACGGAACUCAACUUCAGAUAUGGACUUGUGCUUUCAACAACGCGAAUCAGAAGUUUAGCGGUAACAAGGUCCCUAACACGGAAAGUUACGGUUCCAACCUCGUCGGUGGCUACCCCGAUGCCGGUCUACCCAUAAUGUGUUUGGUGGCAGGAUCCAAUACCGAGGGAGCUGGUGUUGCUCUCGCUGUUUGUGAUAGAGUCACCGAAACCUUUCCGGCCGGGAAUCAAACCUGGGUCGUGCCGACGAUACCUUUGUCGGGUCCUAUCAAGACCUACGGAGGAAGCAAGUGCUUGGAUGUCAAUGGUGACUCAAGCAACGGUAACCUCCUCAAAAUCUCGACGUGUGAUGUGGGAAAUGAUAACCAGGUCUGGAAAGUCGUAACUUCUCCUCAAUCUACAAUCUCUCUGGCGGGACGAAACAAAUGCAUCGAUAUCACCAACGGUAAUUUGACUGCUGGAAACCCGCUACAAGUUUGGGACUGUGACGGUUCAAACCACAACCAGAUGUGGUUCGUUAGCCAGGAGUAGAGGUUCCUUGGUGAGAACUAGUGCCGACAUGGCCAGAUAGCUAAUUUAUGUCGCUCUAAAUAUACUCAUUCUGUCCUUAUUGACUUCCUUACCAUUCACUACGAAUAUCUGUUCACAUAGCACCCUUCAGCACUUCGCAAUUUGCCUGCAUGCAUCGUUAUCAGUGGUCAAGCACUGUGUACUCAGUUGAGG
Molecule: messenger RNA, 1552 nt
Organism: Marasmius oreades (fairy-ring Marasmius)
Lineage: Eukaryota; Fungi; Basidiomycota; Agaricomycetes; Agaricales; Marasmiaceae
Exons: 6
Coding region: 410-1360 (316 amino acids)
Source: RefSeq, a predicted model, not a curated record